GCUGUCGAGGGCCGGCCGCGUGGGCUCCCCCCACACUCCCUCCCGCAGUGGCUCCUGUGGGCAGGCUCCCUUGGUUGUGUGAAACUCUCUGCCCUGCACCCCAGUGCCACCAGCCUGGAAUCCUGGGGUCCUUGUACCUUGAGCCUGCUUGAUGCGGACUGAUUUUUGCGGGGGCGUUCUUCCUUCGGAAAUACCUGCUUGCUCCUGCCUAGUAGCACAUCCACUGGGGGAAGUUUGCUUCUUGCAGUCCAGCAGAAGAAAUCCUGGAAACAGCCUCACGUUACCAUGGCCAGCCCCCCCUCCAGGGAUCAGGCAGACAGAAUCAGGUACACAAAAGGGGACCUUUUUACCUGCCCUAGAACGGACUCGUUGGCUCACUGCAUCAGUGAGGACUGUCGCAUGGGCGCUGGGAUAGCUGUCCUAUUUAAGAAAAAGUUUGGUGGCAUACAGGAGCUGUUGGAUCAGCAGAAGAAGUCUGGAGAGGUGGCCGUUCUGAAAAGAGAUGACAGAUAUAUAUAUUAUCUGAUUACGAAGAAGAAAGUCUCUCACAAACCAACAUAUGAGAAUAUGCAAAAGAGUUUAGAAGCCAUGAAAACUCAUUGUCUGAACAACGGGGUUACUGACAUUUCCAUGCCUAGGAUCGGAUGUGGACUUGACCGUCUGGAAUGGGAUAAGGUUUCAGCGCUACUUGAGGAAGUGUUUGAGGACACGGACAUUAAGAUCACAGUUUAUGCUCUCUGAACAAAGGGACCUUAUGGAGAUGAUUGUUGAUUUCCCUUGCUGUAGAUUCAAGUGGCUUGGGAAUUGAUUUAAAGAAAAAGCUGUGUGUGAAGCAGAGCCCAUCUCCUCCUCUUUGAGGAAUAAUUUACCAUUAGGUUUUUCCCAAUGGCAGGCAGUUGCUUCCAGAGAACUGGCUAGUUUGGAGUGUGUUGAUCAGAGUUCAGAAUGAAGUAUCUAGAAUAAACCUUCAGGGUUAUAUAAAUAUCCCUCCGGGAUCCUUGCCUGUGAGUCACAUAGCCAACCACCAGAUGUCACUGUUCCUCCACCCUUCAGAAUACCCAUCUGCUCAUAAAGAAAUAUUUUCUUACGGUGGUGAUUUGUGCGCAUGGAAGUUUGAGCUAGUUUGGCAUUUUUUAAAAUAUUCCAGAUAUUUGAAUUUAAAAGUUAUAUGUAUCUGUUUAGUGUGUCGUUUCAGAUAACGAAGUGAAUCACUGUGGUCAUCUGCUGUUUAAUUUAAAACGGUACAGUGUUCAGUUCAGUCAUGGAGAUUUCCUCUGUUCUUUUAGUUAUUAAAAAUUAAAGUAUUAUCUUUUCAAAACAUAAGUGAGGUUUCACGCUUUUAUCAGGAGUGUCUCUUAAGCAUCAUGCUAUCAAGUCUCAAGUACAUACCUUUUUAACUCUUGCUAUUGAACCAGAGCGCAACCCCUCUGUAAACCCAACUAUGUUCACAUUUCUCUCUGCCUUCUAUAUGAAGGCUGAACUUCUCAAGGGAACAUAAGUGUAUGAGGCAUAGAUUCCUAGGAGGCUCAUUUUGCCCCACAUAGUUGGUACAAGUAUCAGCAUGCAAGUGUUCUGAGAGAUGGGCUAGUAUGAAAUAAAGUGGGCUUAGCAUUAAAUGCAUGUAUAGGUUUUCAUCUUUACUCUUCAUCUACUGUAUUUAUAGAUUGCUAGUCAUUGUGGGGUCUGUCUCAUUCCAUUUCUACAUCUGGCAUUGCUAAACGGCAAUGAACAAAUCAUUAAUAAAUAGCAUAUUGAAUC
Gopherus evgoodei (Goodes thornscrub tortoise) is the source of this 1758-nucleotide messenger RNA. RefSeq names its product O-acyl-ADP-ribose deacylase 1 (gene OARD1). Lineage: Eukaryota; Metazoa; Chordata; Testudines; Testudinidae. The record is from RefSeq and is a predicted model, not a curated record. Gene Ontology annotation, biological process: peptidyl-glutamate ADP-deribosylation. The coding region runs from base 286 to 741 and encodes 151 amino acids. The transcript is spliced from 6 exons.